AUGGCGGCGAUCCUGUGUCGCGCUGUAGAAAACAACACAGCGGUGCAAGAUGCUGUCCAGCAAGUGACAACGGACAGUCUCAAGUGCCUCGCACGCAACACUCGACGCAGCUACGAGCCCGAGCAACGGGGAUUCAAGUUGCCAACGCUACGAACGCGUGGUCACGCGACAGGUGAAGAUUACGAUGCAAACGAGACAAAGCGGUGUUACUCCGACCUCUUGUCCGGUUCGCCUAUGACCAAGAAGUCACUCAAGUCAGGUGGUCCGUAUUGGUAA
Molecule: messenger RNA, 276 nt
Organism: Phytophthora nicotianae INRA-310
Lineage: Eukaryota; Oomycota; Peronosporomycetes; Peronosporales; Peronosporaceae
Exons: 2
Coding region: 1-276 (91 amino acids)
Source: RefSeq, a predicted model, not a curated record